AUGGCAAAAUCUGCCGUAGAGCAAAUCGAGCAUCAAGAGACCUCAGGGAAGGCCGCUGACCUUGAACAAGAUGCUCUUUACCAAGCAUAUGCUGCGAAGAGCCCGGAAUGGCACCAAAAGAUGACUCGAAGUCUCUUACGAAAGGUGGAUUGGCACCUGCUGCCAUUUUUGAUUCUCAUGUAUUUGUUGAAUUUCCUCGAUCGCAAUAAUCUGUCACAGGCACGAUUGGGAUCGCUUGAAAAAGACCUUGGAAUGGAGGGAACAGAUUAUAAUCUAGCGACUAGUAUUCUCUUUGUGGGCUAUCUAUUGAUGCAAUUGCCCUCUAACUUGGUUCUUACUCGCAUUCGACCCUCGUUGUUCCUGGGAAUAGCGAUGGCUAUUUGCUCGCUAGCAAAUGCCUUCGGUGGAUUGAUCGGGGCUGGUGUUUUAGGCAACCUAGAUGGAGCGCACGGCAUUGAUGGAUGGCGCUGGUUGUUCAUCAUCGAAGGAGUUAUCACCGUCGGCGUAUCCCUUCUGGCCGCUAUUUUCCUUCCCAACUACCCUGCGACCACCUCUUGGUUGGAUGCCCAAGAACAGUCAUAUGCUCAAUGGCGGCUCAUCGACGAUGCAGGUGAAGCAGAUGACGCAAAGUCAACCAGUUUCAAGGAGGCAUUGGCUUUGGUAUUUGCCGAUAAGCGCAUCUACCUGUUCAUCUUGCUUCAACAUACUUCAUUGCUGUCCCAGAACUUCCAAUAUUUCUUUCCGACCAUCGUGCAAACCCUUGGGUACAACAACAUCCAGACACUUUUGAUUACUGCACCCGUAUGGAUUGCGACAUUCCUCAUUUCUCUUCUUGUCACCUGGACUUCCGGCAAAACAGACGACCGAAGUCUUCACAUUAUUGCUCUGAUGCUCGUCAGUGUAGUCGGUGGUAUUAUCUCCACUGCGACAACAAACACCGGGGCCAGAUUCUUCGCUAUGUUUCUAAUGCCAAUGGGGGCGGUUUCUGCAUACCAAAUUAUCCUCGCCUGGGUCGCAAAUUCAUUCCCCCGACCGCUGGUUAAACGAUCUGCUGCUAUUGCACUUGCCAACAUGAUCGGUAAUACGGCUUCGAUCUAUGGAAGCUACAUGUGGCCAGCUUCAUCAGGCCCACGAUAUCUUCCCGGUGGCAGUGCAACUGCAGCUAUCGCAUUGCUGGUCGCCCUCGUGGCACUUGUCAUUCGCCUUGUCCAUGCUCGAAUGAAUAAACAGUUAGAAGCAGCGGAGGCAUCGCAAGAUCUCCCCAUGGAUUCGAAUGAUCCUGCCAGUGAGAGUCGGACCACGGGAUUCCGUUAUAUACUGUGA
Messenger RNA from Penicillium angulare, 1323 nucleotides. Its product is annotated as putative MFS transporter. The record is from RefSeq and is a predicted model, not a curated record. Gene Ontology annotation, cellular component: membrane. Gene Ontology annotation, molecular function: transmembrane transporter activity. The transcript is spliced from 5 exons. The coding region runs from base 1 to 1323 and encodes 440 amino acids. Gene Ontology annotation, biological process: transmembrane transport. NCBI's taxonomy places the organism in Eukaryota, Fungi, Ascomycota, Eurotiomycetes, Eurotiales, Aspergillaceae.